Trichophyton rubrum CBS 118892 is the source of this 764-nucleotide messenger RNA. RefSeq lists its product as uncharacterized. The transcript has a single exon. The record is from RefSeq and is a predicted model, not a curated record. NCBI's taxonomy places the organism in Eukaryota, Fungi, Ascomycota, Eurotiomycetes, Onygenales, Arthrodermataceae. Bases 160 to 477 code for a protein of 105 amino acids.
UCAGGCCCUCGACAGUCUCGAAGUUGGCCGGAUCCUUUGCUAUGAGAGCGCCCUUUCGCAGCAGCGGCAGAGCAUCUUCGAUCCCGUACUUGGUCGCAAACUCGUCCACGUCACGGAGAAGCUGUCUCUUGGGGAUGCUGGCCAGCGGGUUAAGACAACAUGGUCCCACAGCUUCGUCAGUAUGGACCUUCUCUUAACUCGGCGUUUUUCCAGCUUGGAGGUGUAAGAAUAUUAUAUGCAUGGUAUCUACGCACUUUGCGGAUAUGUUGUGCUGGAGGUCGAUGCGAUCUCUCUCUGCACGCUCCUCGUCCUCAAUAUCGGAGCUUCCAUUGCUCAGCUUCGGUUCAACAUGAGCUGUCUGAGUUUGAGGCGAGACCUGCUGUGUCUCUGGCUGUGGUGCAGCUGUCUCCUGCGUCGAGGUUGGCUGCUGUGUGUCGGUGGCAGGCUCGUUGCCACGCUCGGGUUCGGCCAUUGUAAAGGCAGGCUUUGCCAGGGCACGUAACUAUAGCUUCAACAGCCUUGCCUGGAGAAAAGGAGGAGAUGGAGGAAAAGGCAGUGCAAUGAAGAACUACAAGCUGUUCGACUAUCUGGCGUACCUGGUGUGCUUAAAUAGUUACACUCGCUUGGGUCAUCAACAACAUCAACAACACCAACAAAGACAAGCUAGAAAUAGCGCAAAGCCGGGCGACCAAGAGGCUUUAUAAAGCAAAAAGAAAAGCCUCUCCCGCCUCCCAUGAAUUUAAACAUAUAUACUCUUGCACCGC